This is a messenger RNA of Neomonachus schauinslandi (Hawaiian monk seal), 3729 nucleotides long. RefSeq names its product NPHS1 adhesion molecule, nephrin (gene NPHS1). The record is from RefSeq and is a predicted model, not a curated record. Gene Ontology annotation, molecular function: cell adhesion molecule binding. The transcript is spliced from 29 exons. Bases 1 to 3729 code for a protein of 1242 amino acids. Gene Ontology annotation, biological process: cell-cell adhesion. Gene Ontology annotation, cellular component: cell-cell junction. Lineage: Eukaryota; Metazoa; Chordata; Mammalia; Carnivora; Phocidae.
AUGGCUCUGAGGACCCCCAUCAGGGCUCCCCUGCUCCUCAUGGGGCUGCUGACAGCAGGCCUGGCCCAGUUGCCGCUCCCUGCCUCAGCCCCGCGAGGCUUCUGGGCUCUGCCUGAAAACUUGACGGUGGUGGAGGGGGCCACUGCUGAGCUGCAGUGUGGGGUCAGCGCCCCUGGCAGUGUGGUCCAAUGGGCCAAGGAUGGGCUACUCCUGGGCCCAGAUCCUAGGAUCUCCAGCUUCCCGAGGUACCGCCUGGAAGGGGACCCUACUAGAGGUGAAUUCCACCUGCAUAUUGAAGCGUGUGACCUGAGUGACGAUGCAGAGUAUGAGUGCCAGGUCGGCCGCUCAGAGACAGGCCCUGAGCUUGUGUCUCCCAGAGUGAUCCUCUCCAUCCUGGUGCCCCCCAAGGUGCUUCAGCUGACCCCCGAAGCAGGGAGCACAGUCACGUGGGUAGCUGGGCAAGAGUAUGUGGUCAGCUGUGUAUCUGGGGAUGCAAAGCCAGCACCUGACAUCACCUUCUUCCAGAGUGGACAAACAAUUUCUGACAUCUCUGCUAAUGUAAAUGCGGGGUCCCAGGAGAAACUCUUCACCACAGAGGCCACAGCCAGGGUGACACCCCAGAGCUCAGAUAAUGGGCAGCUCCUGGUCUGUGAGGGGUCCAGCCCAGCCUUGGACACUCCCAUCCGGGUCUCAGUCACCAUGAAUGUUCUGUUCCCCCCAGGACCCCCUGUCAUUGAGUGGCCAGGCCUGGACGAGGGGCAUGUGCGGGCAGGACAGAGCUUGGAGCUGCUGUGUGUGGCCCGAGGGGGGAAUCCGCCAGCCACACUGCAGUGGCUGAAGAAUGGCCAGUCCAUGUCCACAGCGUGGGGCACAGAGCAUGCUGAGGCAGUGGCCCGAAGCACGCUAGUGAUGAUUGUGCGACCGGAAGACCAUGGGGCGAGGCUCAGCUGUGAGGCCCACAACAGCGUAUCUACAGGGAUCCAGGAACGCGGGGUCACGCUGCAGGUCACCUUUCCCCCCAGCGCCAUUACCAUCUUGGGAUCUGCAUCCCAGCCUGAGAACAAGAACGUUACACUCUCCUGCAUCACCAAGUCCAGUCGCCCACGGGUCCUGUUACGAUGGUGGCUGGGUUGGCGGCAGCUGGUGCCUACAGAAGAGAUGGUCAUGGAUGGCCUGCACGGUGGCCACGUCUCCUUGUCCAACCUGACGUUCCUGGUCCGGCGAGAGGACAAUGGUCUGACUCUCACAUGUGAGGCCUUCAGUGAGGCCUUUGCCAAGGAGACUUUCAAGAAGUCACUCACCCUGAAUGUGAAAUAUCCUGCCCAGAAGUUGUGGAUAGAGGGCCCCCCAGAGGGAAAACGGCUCCGGGCUGGGACUCAAGUGAGGCUCCUGUGUUUGGCCAUUGGGGGCAACCCAGACCCCUCUCUUACCUGGCUCAAGGACUCCCGGAUGGUAACGGAACCGCGGCCACCCCAGGAGCCGCGGCGGGUGCAGCUGGGAAGUCUGGAGAAGUCAGGGAGCACGUUCUCCCGAGAGCUUGUACUGAUCAUGGGUCCAUCAGACAACCAGGCCAAGUUCACGUGCAAGGCGGGUCAGCUCAGCGCAUCCACGCAGCUUGUGGUGCAGUUUCCCCCAACAAACGUGACGAUCCUGGCCAACGCGACGGCUCUGCGCCCAGGGGAUGCAUUAAACUUGACUUGCAUCAGCGUUAGCAGCAACCCUCCUGUCAACUUGUCGUGGGACAAGGAGGGGGAGAGGCUGGAAAGCGUGGCCACACCACCCCGUAGUGCCCCAUUCAAAGGCUCUGCAGCAGCCAGGAGCGUCCUUCUGAGAAUGUCAUCCCGAGACCAUGGCCACCAAGUGACCUGCCGAGCCCACAGCCCUGAGCUCCGGGAAACCAUGAGCGCCUUCUACCGCCUCAAUGUGCUGUACCCUCCAGAGUUCCUAGGGGAGCAGGUGCUUGUGGUGACCGCCGUGGAGCAGGGUGAGGCACUGCUGCCAGUGUCUGUAUCUGCCAACCCUGCCCCGGAGGCAUUCAACUGGACCUUCCGCGGCUACCGCCUCAGCCCAGCUGGCGGCCCUCGGCAUCGCAUCCUGUCUGGUGGAGCCCUGCAGCUAUGGAAUGUGACCCGCGCUGACGAUGGCCUGUAUCAGCUGCAUUGCCAGAACUCAGAGGGCACCGCUGAAACUCUAGUGCGGCUGGAUGUACACUAUGCUCCCACUAUCCGAGCUCUCCAGGACCCAACUGAAGUGAAUAUUGGGGGUUCUGUGGACAUAGUCUGCACUGUUGAUGCCAAUCCCAUCCUUCCAGGGAUGUUCAACUGGGAGAGGCUGGGAGAAGAGGAGGAGGACCAGAGCCUGGAUGACAUGGAGAAGAUGUCAAAGGGAGCCACAGGGCGUCUUCGAAUUCACCAUGCCAAACUGGCCCAGGCUGGUGCUUACCAGUGCAUUGUGGACAAUGGAGUGGCACCUCCAGCCCGAGGACUGGUCCGACUUGUUGUCAGAUUUGCCCCCCAGGUGGAGCACCCCACUCCCCUAACUAAGGUGGCUGCAGCUGGAGAUAGCACCAGUUCUGCCACCCUCCACUGUCGUGCCCGAGGCGUCCCCAACAUCGUGUUCACUUGGACUAAAAAUGGAGUCCCUCUGGAUCUCCAGGAUGCCAGGUACACAGAGCACACAUACCACCAGGGUGGGGUCCACAGCAGUCUCCUGACCAUUGCCAACGUGUCUGCAGCCCAGGAUUACGCCCUCUUCACGUGCACAGCCACCAACCCCCUUGGCUCAGAUCACACCAACAUUCAACUCGUCAGCAUCAGUCGCCCGGAUCCCCCAUCAGGAUUAAAGGUUGUGAGCAUGACUCCGUAUUCCGUGGGGUUGGAAUGGAAACCUGGCUUUGAUGGGGGUUUGCCACAGAGGUUCCAAAUCAGAUAUGAGGCACUGGGGACACCAGGGUUCUUCUACGUGGAUGUCCUACCACCUGAAGCCACCACCUUCACACUGACUGGGCUGCAGCCCUCUACACGAUACAGAGUCUGGCUGCUGGCCAGCAAUGCCCUGGGGGACAGCGGACUAACUCACAAGGGGUCCCAGAUCCCUAUCACUACCCCAGGUCUAGACCAGCCUUCUGGAGAACCUGACUACCAGCUGCCCACAGAGCAGCCUGCAGAACCCACAGGGCUGCCCCUGCUGCCUGUGCUGUUUGCUGCUGGGGGUCUUUUGCUGCUUUCUAACAUCUCCUGUGUUGGGGGAUUCCUCUGGCAGCGGAGACUGAGGCGUCUUGCUAAAGGCAUCACAGAGAAGACAGAAGCAGGGUCGGAGGAGGACCGAGUCAAGAAUGAGUAUGAGGACAGCCAGUGGACUGGAGACAGAGACACUCAAAGCUCCACGGUUAGCACAACGGAUGUAGAACCAUAUUACCACUCCAUGAAGAACUUCAGCCCCCAGCUGCCACCAACACUGGAGGAGGUGUCUUAUCCCGGAGGUUUCACACAUCUUGAAGAGGAGGAUAUGGCUUUUCCUGGACACCUGUAUGAUGAGAUGGAAAGACUGUAUGCCCCACCUGGAGCCUGGGGACCCCUCUACGAUGAAGUACCGAUGGGCCCCUGUGACCCCUGCUGGCCUGAGGAGAUAUAUGAGGAUACAAGAGGAAUCUAUGAUCGGGUGGCAGAAGACUUGGACCCUAUGGAACCUGAUUUUCUACCCUUUGAGCUGAGGGGACAUCUGGUGUGA